GCCCAGCAUGGAUGUUUGAGGGUUGUGCUUAGGCCGUGAUGAAAACCAAAAUGGCGUUUAGCUUGGACAGGACGAGCGGGGGAUAGUUGGAGAGGAAAAGAAAGUAGGCACUUGUAAGGCGAAUUUGGUGCCUGUUUACGUUUCGGGUUGAGGCGUAUUAAUAAUCAUAAAAGAAGAUUUGUAGAGACCUGGGGGGGGUCAAAGGAGUUCAGCGAGGAUUGGGUGCUCGGAGCCGCGGAGUGUCGGAGCGCUGGGAUGGGCUGAGAGCGAGCGCAGGCCGCAGAGGUGCAGCCACCCUGAGAGAGAGAGAGAAAGAGAGAGAGAGAGAGUGACCCGCUGGCAAACAAUAGAGCGUGUGAUCAGCCGAGGCGAUCACCCUGACACGACUUUUUCUCGUUUUUCUCUUCAGCCUGGGCUCGAAAUCCAUCUGAGGAAGCGCACACACACAUCCAGUGGCGGAAUGGCAAUGGAGGCCGGGGAUGAGUUUAUUCCGCCUCCAGAGUGUCCCGUGUUCGAGCCGUCCUGGGAGGAAUUUGCAGAUCCGCUCGGAUACAUUGCCAAGAUCCGUCCAAUCGCAGAGAAGUCAGGAAUAUGCAAGAUUCGCCCUCCACCGGACUGGCAGCCACCUUUUGCUGUGGAAGUGGACAAUUUCCAUUUUACACCCCGUAUCCAGAGACUGAAUGAACUCGAGGCCGAGACGAGAGUGAAGCUGAAUUAUCUGGACCGGAUAGCCAAAUUCUGGGAGAUCCAGGGCUCUUCGCUCAAAAUCCCUAACAUCGAGCGACGCAUCGUCGACCUGUUCAGCUUGUCCAAGAUCGUCACAGAAGAAGGGGGCUUUGAGACGGUCUGUAAGGAGAGGAGAUGGGCCCGAGUCGCCCAGAAGCUCGGCUACCCUCCGGGCAAAAACAUCGGCUCCCUCCUGCGGUCGCACUACGAGAGAAUCGUCUAUCCUUUUGAGAUGUUCCACUCUGGUGCUAGUUUACUGCAAUGUAAGCCCAGGCCAUAUGAAAGUGAGGAUAAGGAUAAGGAUAAAGAUAACGUGGACAAAGAGUACAAGCCCCACUCCAUUCCUCUUCGCCAGUCAGUCCAACCCUCCAAGACCAGCAGUUAUGGCCGACGAGCCAACCGUCUACAGCCUGAGGGUCCAGAGGAUCCGACUCUCCACCCUCUUACCACUGGCUCUCAACACAGCUCCUCGCCGGAACCCACCGAGGAGGACAUAGAGAAGAACCCGGAGCUGAAGAAGCUGCAGAUCUAUGGAGCUGGACCCAAAAUGAUGGGACUGGGCCUGGUGGCUCGAGAUAAGGCUAGAAAGAAAGAUGAACUUCCCCAGACUGUAAUCGUUAAGGAAAACAGCGGCAUCAAAGAAGAACCAGGCGAGACGUUAAUUACCAAGUCGGAGCCGGACAUCCCCCCACCACCCCCAAACCUCAUCGUAAAAGAUGAAGUUAAGAAAAAGGAAGAGGACGAGAGUCGAACCGUGGCAGCGAAAGAUCCUAUUAAAGACGAACCCUGCACCAAGAUGACCAUGCGGCUGAGACGCAACCACAGCAGCUCACAGUUUGUGGACUCGUUUGUGUGCCGUAUGUGUGGCCGUGGGGACGAGGACGAGAAGCUGCUACUAUGUGAUGGUUGCGAUGAUAAUUACCACACUUUCUGCCUUCUGCCUCCUCUUACAGACCCUCCCAAGGGCAAUUGGCGCUGCCCCAAAUGUGUAGCAGAGGAAUGUAAGAAACCCGCCGAAGCUUUUGGUUUCGAGCAGGCGACACGAGAAUACACGUUACAGAGUUUCGGCGAGAUGGCGGACACGUUCAAAGCUGAUUACUUCAACAUGCCUGUCCACAUGGUCCCAACAGAGCUGGUUGAGAAGGAGUUUUGGCGAUUAGUCAGUAGUAUUGAAGAGGAUGUGACUGUCGAGUAUGGUGCUGACAUUCACUCCAAAGAGUUUGGGAGCGGUUUUCCUGUCAACAACGGCAAGAGACAUUUAACCGAAGAAGAAGAGGCCUAUGCACGUAGCGGCUGGAACCUGAACGUGAUGCCAGUGUUGGAGCAGUCAGUAUUGUGCCAUAUCAAUGCCGACAUCUCGGGUAUGAAGGUUCCGUGGCUGUACGUGGGCAUGGUGUUCUCUGCCUUCUGCUGGCACAUCGAGGACCACUGGAGCUACUCAAUCAACUACUUACACUGGGGGGAGCCCAAGACAUGGUAUGGCGUUCCUUCAGUAGCAGCAGAACAUCUGGAGGAAGUAAUGAAGAAGCUCACUCCUGAACUUUUCGAGUUCCAGCCAGAUCUGCUCCAUCAACUCGUCACAAUCAUGAACCCUAAUAUACUCAUGGCCCAUGGAGUGCCGGUUGUGCGUACGAAUCAGUGCGCUGGAGAGUUUGUCAUCACUUUCCCUCGAGCCUAUCACAGUGGCUUCAAUCAGGGAUAUAAUUUUGCUGAAGCCGUGAACUUCUGCACUGCAGAUUGGCUGCCCCUAGGGCGGUCAUGUAUUGAGCAUUACAGGCACCUCAGACGCUACUGUGUUUUCUCUCAUGAGGAGCUCACUUGCAAAAUGGCCGCCUGCCCGGAGAAGCUGGACCUGAACCUGGCUGCAGCCACACACAGGGAAAUGUUCAUUAUUGUCCAAGAAGAGAGGAAACUCCGCAAGGCCCUGCUGGAGAAGGGUAUAACAGAGGCCGAGCGAGAGGCGUUUGAGUUGUUGCCCGAUGAUGAGAGGCAGUGUGAUAAGUGUAAGACCACCUGCUUCCUGUCGGCUCUGGCUUGCACCAACUGCCCUGAUCGCCUCGUUUGUCUCUACCACACGCAAGACCUCUGCUCCUGUCCCAUAGACAAACUCUACCUCAGGUAUCGCUACACUCUGGACGAACUGUUGGCCAUGUUGUACCGGUUGAAGGUUCGAGCCGAGUCCUUCGACUCUUGGGCUAACCGAGUGAAAGAAGCCCUUGAACAGGAGGAGGGCAACAAAAUAGACUUUAAAAAUCUGGAGGCACUGAAAGAGGAGGCGGCAGAACGUAAAUUUCCUGACAACGAGCUGCUCCAACGGCUCACUGUUGUAAUGGCUGACCUGCUUAAGUGCCAGAGCAGGAGCACAGAGCUUCUGAAUGGCACGCAGAGCAGUAAGAUGAGUCUUCAGGAGCUCCGGGAAAUGGUGGACACCAUGCAAAACCAUCCUUGUGCAGUUGAGCAGCUUGGGGAGGUGCAGGUUGUGCUACAGAAGGUGGAGGCGUUUGAGUCACGUGCCCAGGCUGUAGUGAGCAGCAGUGGCGGUGAGUGGAAACAGUCCUCCACUCCAUCAGAAGAGGAUCUGCAGGCUUUGUUAGAGGAGGGCUCUGCGCUUCCGGCUCUAGCCCCUGCCUGUGGACUCCUGUCCGGCCUGCAGGAACAGAGACGCUGGCUGGAGCAGGUGCGCAGGACAAUCGGGCCUGGGGGUGGAGAGGUGACUCUGGCUGUUCUAAGAAAUCUGAUGGAGGCCGGCUGCAAUGUGCUGCAGGGCGUCAGCGUUGAGACCGCCAUGGCAGAGCUGCAGGAGCUGCUGACCAUCGCAGAGCGUUGGGAAGAGAAGGCCCAGAUCUGUCUUGAAGAUCGGCAGAAGCACCCACUCUCCACAUUGGAGGCCAUAGUGAAUGAGGCCCAGCUAAUCCCUGUGCAGUUGCCCAACAUCUUGGCUCUCCACGCCUGCCUGAGUCGAGCCCAUGCCUGGGUCACAGACCUAGAGGAAAUCCAGCAGAAUGGAGAGCACUACCCAUGUCUGGAUGAUCUAGAGGGUCUAGUGGCGAUUGGCCGUGACCUUCCUGUACGGAUGGAGGAGCUGCGACAGCUUGAGCUGCAGGUUGCCAGUGCUCACUCCUGGAGGGAAAAAGCCAGCAAGACCUUUCUGAAGAAGAACAGUCAGCACAGCCUUCUGGAGGUAUUAUGUCCGUGUGUGGAAAAGAGGAAGAAGAAGGAGGAAGACACACUGAGCUCAGAAACCGACUCUGAUGUGGAUGUGUUGGGGCUCACUGCACAGGACCUCAGAGAUCCAGGAGCCAUUGUAAUGGCAUUCAAGGAGGGGGAACAGCAUGAAAAAGAGGCUCUGCUGCGAAUGCGGCAGCUGAACCUGGCCAAACCCGGCCUGGAGAAGGCGCCCAAGGAGGCACAGACUACAGACAUCAAACAAGAGCAGAGGUGGAAUGAACCAAUGGACAUGGACACGUCUCUUUCCUCAGAAAAAGUCUCACAACAGAAUGGUGGUUCCACUCACUUCCACACAGUCAGCCAGUCUGUGUGUGUUUGCGGUGAACAGUCACAUGCUCUGCUCCACCGCUGCCAUUUGUGCAAAGACUGGUUCCACGGAGGUUGUGUGCCCUUCCCUUGUGUACUGGGACCUACUGACGUGCCACUUGUAAACCCACUCUGUUGGUGGGACUGGGACACACGAUUCCUGUGCCCGCGGUGCCAGAGAACACGGCGUCCACGGCUAGAAACUAUUCUGGCUUUGUUAGUGGCAUUGCAGAAGCUGCCUGUGAGACUGCCAGAGGGCGAGGCUCUGCAGUGUCUCACAGAGAGAGCGAUUAACUGGCAGGGCCGAGCCAAACAAGCUCUGGAUUCCCCUGAGCUGCAGGGGGCACUGCAGAGACUUCAGGACCUGAAAGAAACACAGAGCACGGCAAAGGAGCAGCCGGAGGUGGAAAAGAAAGGUAAUUCGGAAGAGGUGAUCGUACUGUCGGACUCCGAGGAGCCGGAAGAUAGCGUGAUCGAUCUGACGGAGGAGUGUGACGCGAUGAAACGCAACAGGGAUGCAGCUGCUAAUGGAAUACAGUCUGGUUGUGAAAAUGGCGUUAAGAAGCCAGACACUGAAAAUAUAACAGGGUUGGAGUCUCUGCUGCCAUUAAUACCAUAUCUUAAAGGGCCAGUAAUCGAACUGGCCCCUUCAACAAGAGCUCAGUUAGAAGAGCUGCAACUUGAAGGUGACCUGCUCGAGGUUACUCUCGAUCAGACGCACACCAUCUAUCGACUCCUGCAAGCAGCAUCUCCGCCUCCUCGGCAGACUCUACACACGCUUAUACAGAUCGAGUUGCAGGAACAGAAGCGCUCAGGUCGUAGCAGCAGGAUGAAGGACUCCAAAAGGAAGAGGAAAAGUCAGAAAUCUGAAGGAGGAGCGAAGCCCACAGAGGCCUCGGAGUCAAAAAAGACACGACCUGUUAACCACACGCCUGUACAGCAACAAGAGGAGAUCUUGUGAUAUGUUGGGAACAUGUGAAGGAGAAAAUGGCUAAAAAGGUGACCCACAGAACGGUUCUCAAAUCGCUCUGGGCCAAAAAAUAAACACCCCAUCCAGACAGUAGAGGAAAUUUUUCACAGCGGUUCUACGUAAUAAGCUCACACUCUGCUUUCCCCCCCAUUUGCACACAUUCACUCCCUCUUGUUGGUGCCUGUUGUUGAGCGCUGCACCCCCUCCCUUUUUUUUUUUUUUUCCUGGAUGGCAUUAAGCAUCGUGUCUGUCCUCCUUCACUCCAACGAUUUGUUCCUCCAUCGUUGUGGUUCAUGACGUUCUUUUGUUCACAGCGACUCCGCUCACCUUCUGUCCGCUGCUCUACUCUGGCCAUUACUGAGGAAUGGCACCGGCGUCCUGCUGUCCAUCUUUCUGUACUAUUACACUGUACCACGCAGUGCUCAACUCCCAAAAACGCCAACAUAAUGUGAUAUAGUUUAGCCCCACACACACACACACACACACACACACACACAGUGGUUCGGUAGCGCUGGACAUAGAAAUGGGAACGUGGCCCAGAUGCCGUGAAUAUGACUUGUAUUUUUUAUGUACCGAGUCUCGUGUUUUUGUUGAGGCUGUCGAGACUCUCCGUUUUGAAUGAACUAGUUAAAAAAAUAAUAAUUGGGGGAGAAAAACGGCAUUUGAGUUUUGGUGCUACUUUCCCAAAAUAGGUCAUUGUACAUUACACCUAUUCUGUCUACUGACUUUAAUUUGAAAUCUCUUCUCUUUUCCACCUUUUAUUAUUUUUUUUACUACUUGGUUGCUUUAUUUUCUCUCCUUUUCUUUCUCUCUUGUUUUCCAAGGUACUGUACAAACACCUCACUGUAAUUCACUGUUUCCUUUGUUUUCGUCCUGAAUUCUAAUAAAUACAUUAUUGUUGUUUAUUA
Silurus meridionalis is the source of this 6138-nucleotide messenger RNA. It is a transcript of the gene kdm5c, whose product is annotated as lysine (K)-specific demethylase 5C. Lineage: Eukaryota; Metazoa; Chordata; Actinopteri; Siluriformes; Siluridae. Gene Ontology annotation, biological process: chromatin remodeling. The record is from RefSeq and is a predicted model, not a curated record. Gene Ontology annotation, molecular function: histone demethylase activity; DNA binding. The coding region runs from base 461 to 5221 and encodes 1586 amino acids. Gene Ontology annotation, cellular component: nucleus. The transcript is spliced from 28 exons.